Sitodiplosis mosellana (orange wheat blossom midge) is the source of this 2150-nucleotide messenger RNA. RefSeq lists its product as uncharacterized. The transcript is spliced from 2 exons. The record is from RefSeq and is a predicted model, not a curated record. NCBI's taxonomy places the organism in Eukaryota, Metazoa, Arthropoda, Insecta, Diptera, Cecidomyiidae. Bases 1066 to 1401 code for a protein of 111 amino acids.
UAUGCCAUUCAACCGAAUGCCAGUUUCAGUCUGUGACUAAAGCUCGUUGGCUGCGCAUCUCUCAGCUGAUUAUAUAAAUACACAUUGAGAAAAGCUAUCGCCGCUUCAUAUCCCAAAAAUUCAAAUAUAAUACACACGCCGAGAACGUGAGCAAUUCGAAUUGAAACAUUGUCGUCUUUUUUUUGGGGGAUCACACGCACACAUCAACCAACCGUCAAACCAAUUUACGGGACCGAAUAAUAAUUUUUGUUCGUUUUUCUGCCGUAUUUUUGUUUUCGAAAUCAUUUGUGCUAACGAACAUUUGGAACAACGGAACAAUAAUAUAAUCGCGAACCGAAACACUUCCGUUGCCGAAUCGCGCGCGUGUUGAAUAUUUUCUUCGGUUGUGUUUUUUUCCGUUGCGCCAAACCAUUGAAACGCCGAAAGACAGAUUUCGAAACACGAACACAGAGCGAGAGAGAGAAAGUGAAAAACCAUUUAAUUUGUGUUGUUAUUUUUUGAAUGUGUUGUUUGUGCUCGCGCUUAUUUUCAUUGUAAUUCAUAGAGUACACACAUAUUUUUUAUUUGUCUAUAAUUUUCUCUGGAGUACGGCGCGACAGCUGGCAAUUUUUGAAUUGGUACGCAUAAAAUUUUCGAAAAUAAAAGCAAAACGAUAGAGACAUAGACGAAGGGUGCAGGUGUAGCAACAAUAACAACUGAAAACAACUGAAAGCAAAUAAAAACAAAUAAAUUAAAAUUAAAGAGCGUGAAGUUUAGCAAACAAAUUCGCGAAAAAAAUUGACGAAGACGACGACUAGGAAAGACAACGACACACACACCGACAAAAUCGAAACCGAAGAAGAAGAAGUUGGUGGGAAAUUUUCAUCGGAAAGCACACGAGUAUUUGAUGAAAUUUCAGCGAAUAAUAUUCGAUCGGCUCGAAUUCAGCCAAGUGCCGCAAAACGCGUAUUACAAAUAAUAUUACAACCAUUAAAACGGAACAGAACGUUUCAAAUACAAACAAAAAAAUAAAAAUAAAAAUAAAAAAUUCCAAAAAGAAAACACAAACAAAAAACAAUCUCCAAAAUGAAUGUGAAAAUGCGUCAAACGGUUUGCGGUUUUUUACUCAUAAUUUUAUUAACGAAUACACAAAAUUGCGGCGUGCAAGCCGAUGACAAAACAAUUAACAGAUUACUUAAUAAUCAAGCCAUCGUCAGUCGGCAAAUUAUGUGUGUUUUAGAAAAAAGCCCAUGCGACCAAUUAGGUCGGCAGCUGAAAGCUGCUCUCCCCGAAGUCAUAUUGCGAAAUUGUCGCAAUUGUUCGCCGCAGCAGGCGCAAAAUGCUCAGAAGUUGACAAAUUUCCUGCAGACGCGUUAUCCCGAUGUUUGGGCGAUGUUGAUUCGGAAAUACCGUGGUGUCUAAAUUGCGGAUGGAAAUCUUCAUGCAAAUAUUAACAAACACCAUCUCUCCAGCAUCUAAGCACACAAUCAGUCAGCAAACCAACCAACCAACCAGCCAGCCGCAUUGAAUGCAAUUGUUGUUUUGUACACUGAUUUGUCACAACAUUUCCAAAGCAUUCCAAAGCAACCCGCAUUUCCGGAAAUCCUAUCGCACGCAAUAUUUUUGCGCAUCAGUUAUUAUUAUCAUGCCAUUUGCAAAACGCAUAUGAACCAACAUUAUAAAUCUAUCUAUUUACAAUGCCAAUUUAAUCUAAACUGAUUCUAACACACCCACAAUGGUAUAUUUAUGCGAACAAAAAAGAGGAAAUAUCGUAAAACAGAUGCAUUCGUUGAAUGUAUCAAUAUGAACAUCUUAUCCGAUACAAUUUGAAAUCAAUAAGAUAUUUAUUCCAGAAAAAGAUAAAUAAAUAAAUAAAACACAAAAAUUUAUGCUAUGCUAUGCUAUGUAUGCGUUAUUGAUUCGUUUCCAGUUGAAAUUUAUGUCGUAAGAUAACAACAACAACAACAAAAAUUAACACACAGACACAUCAUAUAAUGCACACGGUAACACAAACAUAUUCCAACAAUUCAUACAAUCAAAAACACAUACAGUGGAAUAAAAACAAACAAACAAAAUUAUUCGCAAAUAUAAAUGAGUAUCCGUAAGUUGAUUCAAAAAUUUAAUGAAUAAAGUAGAGAGUACUAGUAUAUCUAAUGCAAUAAAAUUUAAAA